This is a messenger RNA of Ramularia collo-cygni, 873 nucleotides long. RefSeq lists its product as uncharacterized. The record is from RefSeq and is a predicted model, not a curated record. The coding region runs from base 1 to 873 and encodes 290 amino acids. NCBI's taxonomy places the organism in Eukaryota, Fungi, Ascomycota, Dothideomycetes, Mycosphaerellales, Mycosphaerellaceae. The transcript is spliced from 2 exons.
AUGGUUUCCGCCACUCGCAAGCGUCGCGCGGACGACGCGCUCAUGUCGCAGGCAAAGCGCGAAAUGCCUUCCGCGAGUUCCUCACACUCUGCAUCUUCGUCUCUCGCCAUCGAGCCAGUGGCCGCCGCCGACGCUGAGCGCCUCCGUCGCAAGCUCGCCAACCACGGAACGCGGCUCAUUCGCCUCCCGCCAGAGAUGCGGAAUAGGCUGUACAGCUUGCUCCUCCCAGAGAGCAAAGAUGUCAUUCUCAGGUAUCCGGUCAAGAGCGGAGGUGGCAACCUCCCAAACACUCCCAUCCUCCAAGUCUGUCAGGCGCUGCGCGAGGAGGUAGCUUCUGCCUACUUCAAGGGCACCUCACUCGUGGUUAUGCCUAAUCCCGGCAUGAACCCCUUCCCCUGGAUCCCAAAGUCACUUGAGACCAUUCCAAGCAUGCCCGCGCGAUACUGCACCACCAUCCACGUCACAACCCGGGUCUCGAUUCCUCAACAUCUGCAUUACAACUGCAGAGCCCGGACAAUGGUCGACAAAGUCUCCUGGUCGACCCCCGCCACCAACGUCGUCUUGGACACGACCGCAACCAACAUCGUCUUGACCUUCUCGCUGAAUUCCAACAACGCAUACCGCGUCUUCACGGACUUCAUCAACCCACGCGAUUUCGUUGCCGGGAAUGGAUCGUUGCCUCAGGUCCGUCAAGACAAGUUUGACGACAUGUGGGAGUUUGCGAGUGUGCAGAUCGAGGCGUUUGAGGAGAAGAUGAAGGUUGUGUUGAUGGGCCGAGAUAUUCAACGAGAUGCUGAAGGAGCUUUCAUCAUGGUCUUUGAUUACCCUGAGGACCGGGAUGAGUGGAGGACGAAAGCGGGUGUCAUGUUGUGA